GGUUGUCGUUUUAAGUUCAAUGCAUCGAGUGGCAGUAUAUUUACUGCGCAGAUACGACCAAUAUGACAGACACGCUGACGUGUAGCUGCAACGCGCCUACCCGCGUUUGCUCGUUCCCGCGCUGACAUCCACAUGAACGCGCACCAGCAUCCCCGUGACCAUUUUGACCACCUUUCUUCUUUGUGUUGAAGAUAAACAAGAAUCAAGAUGAACCAGGUGCUCGCAACCUGCUGGAUGUUCCUCCUGCUCUCCACCUUCUUGUGUGAGCCUGUGCUUUGUAAAGGGGGGCGUGGGGGGUCCCGGGGCUCAUCCAGAGGCUCGUCCAGAGGCUCCCCUGCCCGCAACUCCAUUGGGGGCUCGUACCGCGGAGCGGGUGGUUACGGCGGUCCGCGGUCUCGGUUCAGGGCAGUGGGCCGGACGUCCCCAGUGCGUGUUGCCGCCGCUGCGGCUGCUGGGGCUGCAGUGGCCCUGACCGCGGAUAAAUGGUACGCAUCUGCUUACCGCCGCAGCAACGCCGACUCUGAUGAGGAGCUGGAUUAUUACAACAGGACCGGUUACUUUGAUGCCCAUAUGUCUGGCUCCACAGUGGGAACAUCCUUCUGCCAAAUGUUCUCUAUCACCAUGGCAACACUGUCCUCCAACUUUAUACUUUUGUGGGACUACAUGUUGUAAUGAGCUGUUAAGGAGAAAUGCGCUGGACCUGAUCAAUGCAGGACAGGCUGGAAGCAACUGGAAAGACCGGCGGGAAAACAUAUUCGUGAUCACAAAGCAAACAAUGCACUGUUUACUUAAACCUAAAAUGCACUAACUCAUUUGCACCAGCUUGAGUGUUGUGGACCAAACGGGUUGAA
Hippocampus zosterae (dwarf seahorse) is the source of this 851-nucleotide messenger RNA. RefSeq names its product shadow of prion protein (gene sprn). Bases 208 to 672 code for a protein of 154 amino acids. The record is from RefSeq and is a predicted model, not a curated record. The transcript is spliced from 2 exons. NCBI's taxonomy places the organism in Eukaryota, Metazoa, Chordata, Actinopteri, Syngnathiformes, Syngnathidae. Gene Ontology annotation, cellular component: membrane.